AUGGUCGCAGCGUCGUCUGCUUCGCGGAAUAAGUCCGUGAAGCGUGUGAAAGGAGGUACAGAAACCACCAAAAACUAUCGAUUCGAGGGAUUUUCGCAGCGUGUCGCCAAAUUAAAGAUCGAUCCGAUUCAUCGCGUACGUCGACCGAGCUUUGGCGAAGAUGGAGAUGCGACCUCGUCUUAUUUCAGAUCCGCGUUUGAUCACUGGGCCGAGUUGAAUUUGUCGGACAAUUUCUCCCAGUUUUCACGCAAAAUCAGCCCGCUAUGCGAGAGCUUGGCUCAGAUUCUAUACCACGAGGAGAAAAUAAUGAAUUUGUUGGUGGAGUUUAUUGAGAAGAGGGACCAACUGUCAUUGGAGCCACUUCUGAGUCUUCUUGCUCAGUUUGCGAGGGAUUUGGGUGUGAGGUUCGAGAAGCACUUUGCGACAGCUGUGACUCUCGUGGCGUCAGUUGCGGCGACUCAUCCUGAUGUCGAGGUGGUCGAAUGGAGCUUCGGUUGUUUGGCAUGGACCUUCAAAUUCCUUUCUCGCCUUCUUGUCCCGGAUUUGAGACAGGUACUUGGGAUCAUGACACCUUAUCUUGGAAAGGAACGACAAAAGUCAUUCGUUGCUCGAUUCGCCGCAGAGUCCAUGUCAUUCCUCAUUCGAAAGGCUGCGCUGGUUUACUACAAGAACAAGACACCCCUCGAGCUUGCGACAUCAUUUUUGCUUCAGGAUCUGCGGAAUGCGGCGGUGGAUUCGAAGAGUAUCGAGUCAUACAAGGAAGGUCUCAUGAACAUGUUCUCUGAUGCCAUGAAAGGUAUCAAGGGUGCCAUCCACACCAACGGCACUGAUGUUCUCCACUGCCUCCUGGAGAGUGCAGCUGUGGAGGAUGACUUGCAGCGAAGUCUGUCACUCGAAGUUGUAAGCGGAGUAGUGGUCAACAUUCUCCAUUUUACGACCCCCGACACAUUCGAGCCCAUUCUGGAUUUUCUUAAAUCUUACAUUGAUACCCAUUCCAAAAAGGCCCACAGGCCGCAUGCAGAGCUCUGCUGUCGAUUAAUAUUCUUGAGUGUGUCUACUCGCAAAGGUUCCCGAGUCAAGAACUGGAAAGCAGUCCACCAGAUUUUGCUGCUUCUGCUCCAGAAAGCUGGAGCUGCACAUGAUGUUUAUGCCGAAUCCAUGCCCCAACUUCUCACUGUUACCGCAUAUGCACUUCAGCUGUCUCCUAUGGAUGAAAUGCUUCCAUUUAUGCGUCCGAUCAUGGAUAACGUGUCAAAUGAACGGUUCUCAGCCUACUUUCUGCCGUUCUGCGCCACGUUCGCGGAAUGGGGCACAGAAAGGUUCCAUAGCGUUGUUCUUCCCCAUUUCCAAAGAUAUGUCAACUCUUCGUGGCGUGAGAACGAACAUGAAUUGUGCUUGACCUUGCUCCGGUUGAACCAAGCUGGAUGUGUAACAUCUGAAGUUUCCAAACCAGGUUAUAUCACUUGUCCAAGCGCUUGGAAAUCUCGCAUCAAAGAAACUCUGAGCAUAUCUACUCCCAGCAAUGACGAAGUGACUCUUCUCAACGCAUACUCGAAACUACCUCAAGCCAUGUCAUUAUUUACCGACCCCUCCCUUCUCCCUGAUAUGGUGCGCAGCUUCCACUCCCAUUUAUCUAGCGCUCUCAAAAGCAACGAGUCCGAUCCAUCAGCUACGACAAAGUUCUUCCUUGGCCAAGGCUUCAAAGCUUACGUUGAGCUCGCUACCAAAUCGGGGGACAUCGACGCAAGUCUCUGGGAACUAGUGAGCGCAGCAGUUACGAAAUUCUCUCGGCUUCGCCUUUUCCUCGAGGCAACACUCGCUUUCAUCUCCGCGUGCCCUGAUGCCAUCGAUUUCAAGGAGUCGACAAUUGAAGACUUUGCCGGAGCUUUGAUCACCAACCUUGCUGGACCUUCCCACCCUUUGAGGUUAUUAUCUUUGAAAAUUCUACGAGAGAUGGUCCAGGUUUCUGGCGAUGACGCUUCCCCCAUCUCAUUAGCUAUAGAGGUUGAGGAGAGUGAGUUGACUCUGCAAUCCGCAAGAGUCCUCUCUAUGCAUGUCCGUAAGCUUGCGCUCCUCUAUCCCCAGGUAGCUUCGCGUAGAUGGAUGGCUACAUUGAUCCCCCAUUUCUGCUUUGGUCUUUUUUCAAAGAAGAUGGCUCCCCUCUGGGAUGACUCUGCUAGCGCUUUGAAAUCCAUCAGUGAGCACUCUGCAGGCGAGAAGAUUGUCUCGGAUAUGGCAAUCCAAUGGCUUCAGGAACAAGGUUCCUUGCCAAGCGAAGAAGCAGACGAGGAAAGCGACAACAAUUUUACUUCUAAAUAUUUCCAGUGCUACAACGUGCUCAAUGUUGAGAAGGUCAUUUCUUCGAAUUUCCGGCGCUCAGAACAACCCAGCUCGACCUUGAUGCAAAACCUCGAGCUGGAUCACACCUUUUCCGACGUCAUUCCCGCGUAUCCUCGAACCCACGCCCUUCGUGUUCUUAAUGCAGCACCAAACAUUGCCGAAAAGCGUUCUCGCCAGGUGGUUCCAUUGUUUUUGUCAUGGGCAUUGCGUGACGAAGAGGAUGGCGCUGCUCCAGACACUUCUGAAGAUGAAUCAUACAUUCCUUGGGGCUUCAAAGACCGACUAUCGUUCCUUGCUCUUCUCGCACAAUUCAUCAACCCCAAGGUUCUGUUUAAGGCACCCGAAGUCCACAAUGCCGUACUUGGCUUGAUGUGCCAUGGUAAUUCGGAGAUUCAGAAAUCCGCCCUCAAAGCUCUCUUUACCUGGAAGUCUCCGAGUAUAAUGCCUUACCAGGAAAACCUUUUGAACAUCCUGGACGAGCAGAGAUUUAGGGAUGAACUUGCUGUCUUCGUCCAUGUUGGCAGAGAAGACAGUGUGAUUGAAGAUGCGCAUAGAGGAGAACUCCUUCCUGUUCUUCUCAGGCUUUUGUAUGGCCGAAUGAUCUCGAAAGCCGGCGCAAGUGCAGGAGGACAGGCUGGACAAGGAGGACGGAGAAAGGCCAUUUUGAGAACACUUUCGCACCUGCCCGACCGCGACUUCGAUUUCUUUAUGCAAACUUCAUUUGGCCCUCUCGGAGGCGUCCGCUUGGUCAAAGAUGGCCAGAUUGAUCAAGAGGUAUUUGACCAGGAACUUACUAGCCCAAGAAAGCAGACUGGUUUGAUUAAGAUGGUCGAAACCGUUUUUGAAACGCUCCAAAGCCGGAUGGCUCCGUAUGUGGAGCAGUCUAUGAAUGUUGUUCUCUAUUGUCUUGUUCGAGCAUGCCGAGCAUUGGAGAAAGAACAAGCUAUGGAGAACUCCGAUUCCCAAGAGAACAAGUUGCUGGCAAUAUUGCGCAGCAUUCGCCAGACUUGUAUCCGGUGCAUCGACCUCGUGUUUUCCAUCUCGCUGGACCGAGAUUGGACCCCAUAUGUCCGUGUGAUCUUCGACGAAGUUAUCAACCCUAGAUUGGACAAUUUCGCCAUUGAAACUGCCCAAGGAGUAUCUGGACUUCUCCGACUCUUCCACACUUGGGCAUCUGCUUCUCGGUCAUCGUUCUACCUUGUACAGCACAAUGACAGUGUCUUGACAAAGAUUGUGGACUGUCUUGGUGUAGAGUCAGCCCGCGAUGAAGUCAAGAUUUUCGUUAUGGAUGAGGUCCUGGUUCCCAUCAUCGAACUUUCAACUGGGAAAAAGCUAGAAGAGCAGGAGGAAAUGAGCGACUUCCCUGCCGAUGAAAUCCGCUCGGUCGUUUUGUCUCCUUACAUCGAGCAUACUCUUUAUCACAUGAAUCGACUUCUCAAGCGUGGUCCUUCUCGCCCUACAUUAAUUUCUGGUGUUCAAACCUUGUCACUGCUUGCCCCUUGUGUCGAGUCUUCUCGUGAGACCUCAAGUCUCAUUGGAAUAACGACAUACCUCCUUCGUCAACCUCCGGACCGUGUGUCACCCAAAACAAAAUCAGGCCUUCUACGGAUUCUGGAGCACUUCUUGCCUUUGUUUGACACGCAAGAAGAUCCAGAGCUUUCUCAGCAGGUUUACGAGGCUGUUUCUUCGAUGUUUGAUUACUUUAAAGAUGAUUCGAACCGCGAGGUCUUGUCAAGGGUGUUCACUGCCUUUGCAGCCCAUGAUUCUGAGCUCUCGGAAGUUGCAUCUUUGUGCACUGAUCUGAACUCCAUAUCUAGGAAGAAGCUUGAAGUCGAUUAUGAGAGCCGGUUGAAAGCCUUCAGGAGAAUCAAUGAAACCCUUUGGGAGACUUUGAAUGCCAAGCAAUGGCGCCCUCUGCUCUACAACAUGCUUUUCCAUGUUAAGGAUGACGAGGAACUUGCUAUCAGAUCGAGUGCUUCAUUUGGAUUGAAGCGAUUCAUGGAGAGAGCUGUUCUUCCUACGGACAACAAUGAGGAAGAAUUCGAAUCUCUAGUGACUGACGCCUUAUUCCCUGGCUUGCAGUUCGGUAUCAAGCAGAAGUCGGAACUAAUUCGGUCUGAGUUUGUGUCCGCACUGGGCUACUUCGUCAAGUUAAACCCAACUAGGCCCUCCGUCCAGGAUAUGAAUUGUUUACUUGUGGGAGACGAUGAAGAGGCAUCUUUCUUCAACAAUGUCCUCCAUAUUCAGCAGCAUCGCCGUCUCCGAGCUCUGCGUCGUCUUGCCACCGAAGCACUGCAAGGAAAAUUCCAGGCUUCGAACAUUAGCACGAUCUUUAUCCCUCUCAACGAACAUUUCGUGUUUGACGCAGAAGCUGAGGGAGGCGACCAUAAUCUGGUUGCGGAAGCUGUAGCUACGCUUGGGGCACUCGGAGAGUCAUUGGAUUGGAAUCGAUUCAGGGCCACCUUCCGGAGGUACCGUGGGUACAUGCAGAGCAAGCCUGAUAUGGAAAAGAACGUCCUCAGGCUCCUGGGACGAAUGGCCGACUCUUUGACAAAUGCUUCGAAGCAAUACAAUGCGGGAGAGAGCAAAGAUGAGGAUGCAAUGGAUGAUACUGAAUCCUCGGUGCCUUCCAAAUCAACACUCGCUCAAACCCUCCCAUCUGCCUCCAAGCUUGCCACGGAACUGACCACAAAUUUCACACCCCAGUUGAUCAGCUUCAUCCACCACAAGAAUGAGGCGGAGAUGAGUCUCCGUUUGCCAGCCGCGGUCACAACGAUUAAGCUUUUGAAACUGCUUCCCGAGGAAGAGAUGGUGAUCCGUUUACCUCCAGUUCUUCUGGACGUUUGCAGCAUUCUCAAGAGUAAAGUACAAGAGACCCGAGACACUGCUCGGAAGACACUUAACGACAUUGCCCUUCUCCUGGGACCUAGCUAUUUCAGCUAUAUACUCAAGGAACUGCGGAAUGCACUCAAGCGGGGAUACCAACUUCACGUUCUUUCCUUCACUGUCCACUCCAUCCUUGUGGCAACAACAGAUGAUUUCAAACAAGGAGAUUUGGAUUAUUGCUUGAUGGAUCUGGUUUCAGUGAUUAUGGAUGAUACUUUUGGCACUGUCGGCCAAGAGAAAGAUGCCGAGGAAUAUGUCAGCAAGAUGAAAGAAGUCAAGAGCAGCAAGAGUUAUGACUCCAUGGAGUUGCUGGCCAAGAACGCCACUGUUCAAAACCUCUCAAACCUGACACGGCCGUUGCAAUCUCUCUUGCGCGAGAAACUGAACUCUAGUCUCGUGAAGAAGAUCGAUGAGCUUUUGAGAAGAAUCGGGGUGGGACUUUUGAGAAACCCAGGUGCAGAGAGCCGGGAUCUUCUGAUCUUUUGCUACGAAGUCAUCAAGGAGUCAUACCGUGACCCAACGCAGUCUGAAACCCGACCUGAAACCGCCUCAGAGAAACAUUUCUUGGUGAAGUACCACGGCGCCAAGCGGGGUGAGAAACGAGGAACAACUUCCUCCCAUGCCUACAAGAUGACUCGCUUUGCGCUGGAUGUUUUGCGCGUGGUUCUAAACAAGUUUGAUUCGCUACUGACCGCAGCCAAUCUAUCUGGCUUUAUUCCUAUUAUUGGCGAUGCACUCGUUCAGGCACAGGAAGAAGUGAAGAUUUCUGCUCUUCGAAUGCUGUCGACUAUCAUCAAGCUUCCCUUGCCUGAAAUUGAUGAGAACGCCCACGUCUAUUUCACUGAAGCUGUAAAGGUGAUCAAGGAGGCACCAAGCACAAACACCGAAGCCUCACAGGCAUCUUUGAAGUUGAUAUCAGCCAUGCUGCGCGAGAGGAAGAGUACAAAACUCAGAGAUGGUCAUCUUGCCUAUCUGCUCCAGCGCCUUGCCUCCGACAUCGAGGAGCCCGAUCGGCAGGGCGUGACAUUCAACUUCAUUAGGACUGUCAUGGCGAGAAAGUUCGUGGUCCCAGAAAUGUACGAGUUGGCAGACCAAAUUGCCACCAUGAUGGUUACGAACCAGACUCGCUCUGCGCGGGACCUGGCACGGGGUGUAUAUGUCCACUUCUUGAUCGAGUAUCCCCAGGCGAAGAAUCGCUGGACAAAGCAACUUGGUUUCCUGGCUAAGAACCUUGAGUAUAAACACCAAUCCGGCCGUCAAUCUGUCAUGGAAGCAGUCCAUAUGCUCCUAAACAAGACUGGUCCCGAACUGGCUCAAGAUAUUGUUGGUACAUUCUUCCUACCUGUAGUUAUUGUGAUGUCAAACGACGACUCGUCCGAGUGCAGAGAAAUGGCAGGCGCCCUCCUAGGAGAACUUUACAACAGGGCAGACAGGGAGCAGAUCAAGACUGUUCUCACACCUCUUCGAUCCUGGCUUGAACAAACGGACAAUUUGCUUCUCAGCAGCACUGGAUUGCAGGCUAUGAGGAUUUACUUUGAAGCCGAAGGAACUGAAAAGGAGAAGGAAGCUCGUUUCGUCAUCGAGGUUCUUCCGUCACUCAUGCAGCCCGUUCUCGAAGAUCAAGAACAAGAGAACUGGGAAACACUCUAUUUCUCUCUCCAACUUUUCACGAAGCUUUGCAAAACCGUGCCUUCCCUUGCCCUGGCCAAGAAAAGUGCCUCGAUUUGGACUGCCAUUCGCGAGUGCCUAUUCUAUCCCCAUGCCUGGGUUAAAACAUGUGCUGCAAACCUCAUCGGCAUGUGGCUCGCUGACCUGGGCAAGCACAAUGCAGAAAGUGGCUACAGCUCGCUUCCUCUGGCUGGGUCGGCAGGCCUUGCUAUUGACAAGGACGCGAUGCUGCAAUUGAUCCGUGCUAGUGUACGCUGUCUUCGGACGCCUGGUAUCAGUGAGGAGCUUGCGAUGCAAACCGUUCGCAACACCAUCUUCCUCAGCAGGUGCUGCGCUCAGAAUGGUCUUGAAUUUGCCAGGGCCGGAGACAAGGACACUGAAAUGGAUGAAGUCGAAGCCGAAGAUGAAGCCGAAGAUGAAGCCGACGAGACUACUACCAACGGCCAUGCCGGCAACACGCCCAAGCUCGCCAUCCGAUACUUCUUCGAGCAAGCGUCAUAUGUUCUCCGAAGGGAGGUCUUUUCUACCCGGCCGGAAGUAUUGAUCCCGAAGACUGCAGCCAUUGGCCUCUUUGCGGCUCUUUGCCGACACCUGGAGGCCGACCAAAUCCAUCCCUCCCUGCCGGUCAUCCUUCUUCCUCUCCAGCAUAUGACUGAUUCGUCAAUUCCACCACCGCGUUCAUCGGACGAGACUUUCCGAAACACAUACAAGGCCAUCGUAUCCAACUGCCACGAGGUCCUUGAUAUUCUGCAAAAGAAACUGGGUACUACCGAGUUUGUGGCUCAAAUGUCGCUUGUCCAAGACUCCAUCAAGGAGAGACGUGAGGGCAGACGUGUCAAGAGACGCAUUGAAGCGGUUGCAGACCCCGAGAAACAUGGAAGGGACAAGGCGAGGAGGAAUGAGCGCAAGCAUGAUAAGAGAAAGGAGAAGGGUAUGGAAUUCCGCGGCAAGAGACGUGGUUGGUAG
This is a messenger RNA of Aspergillus wentii DTO 134E9, 7860 nucleotides long. Its product is annotated as putative HEAT repeat protein (DRIM). The coding region runs from base 1 to 7860 and encodes 2619 amino acids. Gene Ontology annotation, cellular component: nucleolus; 90S preribosome; small-subunit processome. Lineage: Eukaryota; Fungi; Ascomycota; Eurotiomycetes; Eurotiales; Aspergillaceae. The record is from RefSeq and is a predicted model, not a curated record. The transcript has 2 exons.